Pteropus alecto (black flying fox) is the source of this 3905-nucleotide messenger RNA. RefSeq names its product fatty acid desaturase 1 (gene FADS1). Gene Ontology annotation, biological process: lipid metabolic process. The record is from RefSeq and is a predicted model, not a curated record. The coding region runs from base 209 to 1531 and encodes 440 amino acids. Gene Ontology annotation, cellular component: membrane. The transcript has 12 exons. NCBI's taxonomy places the organism in Eukaryota, Metazoa, Chordata, Mammalia, Chiroptera, Pteropodidae. Gene Ontology annotation, molecular function: oxidoreductase activity, acting on paired donors, with oxidation of a pair of donors resulting in the reduction of molecular oxygen to two molecules of water.
GGAAGGCGGGGGUGCGCUCCCCGCGCCACGCGGCUCGACCAAUGGGAGCGCGCGCAGCCGGGCCCGGUGGUCCCGGCCACCGGUGCUGAAAACCCCGAGCGCGGGCGGCAGGCUCCCGGCGCGCGCCACCAGACCUGCCCCGAGCACGCAAGGUCGGUGCGCUUCUGACCGCCCUUACCCAGCCGGCGCGAGGCAUCGCCAGGCCGCGAUGGCCCCCGAGACCCCGGCCCAGGGGCCGACCCUGCGCUACUUCACCUGGGACGAGGUGGCGCAGCGCUCUGGGCGCGACAAGGAGCGGUGGCUGGUGAUAGAGCGGAAGGUGUACAACAUCAGCGAGUUCACCCGCCGGCACCCUGGGGGCUCCCGGGUCAUCAGCCACUAUGCGGGGCAGGAUGCUACGGAUCCCUUUGUGGCAUUCCACAUCAACAAGGGCCUUGUGAGGAAGUACAUGAAUUCUCUCCUGAUUGGGGAAUUGUCUCCGGAGCAGCCCAGCUUCGAGCCCACUAAGAAUAAAGAGCUGACUGAUGAGUUCCGGGAGCUGCGGGCCACAGUGGAACGGAUGGGGCUCAUGAAAGCCAACCAUGUCUUCUUCCUGCUGUACCUACUACACAUCCUGCUGCUGGAUGUUGCGGCCUGGCUCACUCUCUGGGUCUUUGGGACAUCCUAUGUGCCCUUCCUCCUUUGCGCAGUGCUGCUAAGCACAGUUCAGGCCCAGGCCGGCUGGCUACAGCAUGACUUUGGGCACCUGUCUGUCUUCAGCACCUCCACAUGGAACCAUCUGCUGCAUCAUUUCGUGAUUGGCCACCUGAAGGGGGCUCCUGCCAGUUGGUGGAACCACUUGCACUUCCAGCACCAUGCCAAGCCCAACUGCUUCCGCAAAGACCCGGACAUCAACAUGCACCCCUUCUUCUUUGCCUUGGGGAAGAUCCUCUCCGUGGAGCUUGGGAAACAGAAGAAAAAGUACAUGCCAUACAACCACCAGCACAAAUACUUCUUCUUGAUUGGGCCCCCAGCCUUGCUGCCUCUCUACUUCCAGUGGUAUAUUUUCUAUUUUGUUAUCCAGCGGAAGAAGUGGGUGGACCUGGCCUGGAUGAUCACCUUCUACGUCCGCCUCUUCCUCACUUAUGUGCCGUUGUUGGGGGUGAAAGGCCUCCUGGGUCUUUUCUUCAUGGUCAGGUUCCUGGAAAGCAACUGGUUUGUGUGGGUGACACAGAUGAACCAUAUCCCCAUGCACAUCGAUCACGACCGGAACAUGGACUGGGUCUCCACCCAGCUCCAGGCAACAUGCAACGUCCACAAGUCCGCCUUCAAUGACUGGUUUAGCGGGCACCUCAACUUCCAGAUCGAGCACCACCUUUUCCCCACGAUGCCGCGACAUAAUUACCACAAAGUGGCUCCCCUGGUGCAGUCCCUGUGUGCCAAGCAUGGCAUAGAGUACCAGUCCAAGCCCUUGCUCUCGGCCUUUGCCGACAUUGUGCACUCACUGAAGGAGUCCGGGCAGCUCUGGCUUGAUGCCUAUCUGCACCAAUAACAACAGCCGUCCCCCCACCCCCCAUAUGGAGGAGGAGCCUCUGGAGCUGAAGUAGAGGGGAGCGUGAGGGAUGAUGCCACUACAGUUCUAUAUGCAGAGGGAGUGGGUUUGAGGAGAUAAAGGCUCUGGCUCAAACCCCUCCCCUUUAUCUUCUAGGCAGAUCAAUGGGAACACACAAGCCCCCUCCUCCCUCCCCCACCCCCCAGAAGGGAUGGUGCCGUUGGGGCAGGGAUGUAACUUCUGCUGUUUCCUUUUGCUCGUUUGUCAGAUGCAGAUGGUCAGCGAACAAAGAGGGAAUCAGGAAGGUGUUAGAAUAGGGAGGACCUACUAAGCCCAGAAAUCAGCAAGAUUUACCACUAAAAUUCCGCCCAGGAAAGGGGUGAGCUCAUCUCACCUGUCCACUCCAGUGCCUUCUCCGCCCUCGCCUGCAAGCCUCAGAGGUUCGCAGGCCGGAGGGAGAGGGAGCAGCUGAACCUUGUGAGCAAGAUGUAGAAAGGAAGCAUUAGCGCUGAGAAUUCCGAGACCUGACAAAACGCAGGGCCUGGGAGCUCAGCUCACUCUGGGCGGGGUGUGACAUGUCUGCCUCAGGCUUCCGGAGAAGCACUCUCUCCAUUUUUAGAAGCAGGCAGGGCAAAGGCCAGGAUGUGGUAUUGGAGACAUCUGGCCCUGAGGGAUGCUGCCCCGACUGAUUUUUGGUCUCAUGUGCCAUCCAGGGUACCAAGGUCCUAGGUCUUGCCAAAAUGGCUAGCAAAGAGAAUUGCUGGCCAUUAAAAAUCCCUUCAGCUUUUGAUUCAUCUCUUCUAACCAGCACUUGAGGAACAAAACACUCCUAGGACAGGGAGUCCACUUCUUGCUCUAUAUACAAGUGAGCAGAUGGGACGACUUAAUCUUCUCCUCCUAAGAAACAAAUGGGGCUCCUAAUGGUUUCUCUUUGCUUCCCUACCUAUAAGUCCAAGUUCAAUACAACGGCAGUGAGCGCAAGUGACCGAGCUAGGAGAUGCUGAGUCACCUCCCAGUCAUGAGGAAAACACAGGUUUCAGUCAUGAAGAAUAUAAAAGCUGUGAGAAAUUUUCUAUAACCUAAAUUGUUACAGCAUUACUUCUGAGCAGGAGCAGUGGUGUUAAAUGUCAUCACUUCAUAGUUCUAAACCAGAAAUAGGAAGAUAAAAACAGAAGUUUGUGAUCAACGUUGCUGUCAUUAGGCAUCUUAAUUAACUGUCAACUUCGUGCAAGUGUCUUUCUCUGCUGGAGACCAGGUAGGAAUUUAGAAUAAUCUCUGGAGCAUAUCAGUCUAAUACUGAAAUGCAAUUUUUUUUUUAAUCUCGUGGUUUUUAAAAGAUAAAAAGUUUAACCCAUCUCUACAGAGCAGACAUAGGAAUGUUAUGUGUCCCCCCCACCCCCUCCCCCGGUCUCACCUUAACUCCAGGGCUUGUCACCAGCAUUCACACUCUCUUCCCUUCCCACACCCACGGCCCCUCAGUCCAGGCGAGGGGACUGUUCGCCUGUUCAGCAGCAUCUACUCUAAGCAUAUUGAGCAUUUGGGACACUAGGAGGAGGGAACCUCAAACUAGAAGGACAAAGCCCAGCCCUGGGAGAGUUUGCCAUUGUCUUAAAACUAAAUGCAAUCAAGGAAAUGAAGCGCGUUGGGAUGAGACUAGGCGCCAUCCAUAGAAAGGCUGUCUUGAUUUCUUCGAAGUUUGUCAAAGCAAAGACAAAAAGAUUUAAAAAACAAACAUGGGGGAGAGCAGGUUGCAGAAGAGUUCAGAUCUUUCCCAUGUGGGCAGAAUCAUUUAAAACAGCCUGGGUAGAAAGCUGAGCGGCAGAACUGAAGAGUCCUAUUUUCAUUGGCUUCCUCACUCCAUAGGUGCUGACCUUCCCCAUCCCUGUUCCCUGCUACCUGAGGUUUGGGUGUGGUGUCACCAGCCUAUCCAGCCAUCUGGCUUUUGGCCUCAGGCAGCCUGAUCUGAGCAAACCAAGUGGAGCUUAUUGAGCCAAGUCCUGAUCCUCAAAGCACCUCAACCACUGUGGCCUUCUCUCCUUAACCGAGACCAGUGUGGCCUCAUGGCCAAAAAGGGACAUUCCAGUGACAAAAAGGUCCAGUUACAGUGAAAACAUGAGUGAUCUCAAAUCCAAUGACAGAUAAGAAAACGGGCUUAGAUAGGACAAGUCACCUCCAGUCACAGAUUGUGGCAGAACGUCUGAACUCCUAAAAACUCCAACUGUUUGUCUUGUUACUUUCAUCUUUCAACCACUUACUUAUCUGGAGCCAUUUUUGUAAGUAGGUCCAUUAUCAAUAUCCUUUUUGUAUGUGCCAAUUUUGUUACCACAUCCCAGUGAAGUAAAUCUGAAAAUAAAAUGAAUUUUGACCAAAUGAA